AUAAAAACCUCUCUCUCCACCCCCGCCCCCAUCUCUGAUAUCAACCAUGGCGAAAAUAUCGCCAACCCAUGUGCCGCUUUUUUCUUAUUAAUACCAGCCCACUACUUUAUAUGCUCUCUCUCUCACUUCAAUUCCACACUAAGAGAUACACACACAGACACUCUCUAUUUGGUUCGGAACGAUGUCGAUCACGAUCGAACGGUCCAAAUUCAUCCACGGCGGUGGCGUGCCCUGUGGUCGGAUCUACAACUCGCCGAGGUUCCCGACGGAGAGAGGGGGUGACUUGGACUCUUGUAGCUCAUCGUCGGUUGGGAGGAACAGUGACUCGUCGGGCGGGUCAUCGGACGGUGGUGAUGAGUCGGGAGGGGAGACUGAGGUUCAGAGCUCGUAUAAGGGACCGUUGGAUACCAUGGAUGCUUUGGAGGAAGUUUUGCCGGUCAAGAGAGGCAUAUCCAAGUUUUAUAGUGGCAAGUCAAAGUCCUUCACAAGCCUAGCGGAUGCCUCAUCUGCUACCUCUAUUAAAGACCUCGAGAAGGGAGAGAAUCCAUACACCAGGAAACGCAAGAAUUUAUUAGCUCAUAGUAAUUUCUUUGAGAAGAAUCACAAUUAUACUUUGAAAAACAGCAGUGGUGGGAUAUCAAAGAGACCGGCAAACACCACUCGAGGCGCAUUUCCUAUGGAUUUGACCACAACUAGCUCUGGAAGCAAUAAUAAAAGUGAGGACUCCAACUCAGUUUCAACAUCACCGUCUUUCUGUCUUCCACCUCUGCCUCCACAUGGUAAAAAAACGCCUUGCAGUAGCUCAUCACCACCACCUUCACGGCGAAAUUCUCCUUGGCGAUCAUUCUCUCUGUCUGAUCUUCAGUGUGUUGCUGCUGCGACUCCUAACAUAACUGGAUUGACAAUUUGUAGUGGAGACAAGGACAGCAAAUCACAUUGACAUUUUAGUUUGUGUUUCAUUACACGCCAAGUCUGAGGUUGGAAGCAUGGUUGCAGUGUCGUCCUUUGCAGGCAGUUUCCUGGUUUAAUCUUACGGCAUUGCCCAUUGUACUGAUAGCUCUAGGUAUACCACGUCUGGGCAUUUCUAGAAUAUGAUUGUAACGGUACUUUUCUUUUUUUUUUUCCCACUUUGCAUCGGCUUUGGCCAUUAUGUAAUGACUAGAAUGCUUUAUUGUAUCAUAUAGAAGAACUUUAAAUUUUGCUUC
Molecule: messenger RNA, 1205 nt
Organism: Corylus avellana
Lineage: Eukaryota; Viridiplantae; Streptophyta; Magnoliopsida; Fagales; Betulaceae
Source: RefSeq, a predicted model, not a curated record